Molecule: messenger RNA, 2986 nt
Organism: Drosophila hydei
Lineage: Eukaryota; Metazoa; Arthropoda; Insecta; Diptera; Drosophilidae
Gene: Fim
Product: plastin-1
Exons: 5
Coding region: 733-2652 (639 amino acids)
Biological process (GO): actin filament network formation; actin filament bundle assembly
Cellular component (GO): actin filament bundle; cytoplasm; actin filament
Molecular function (GO): actin filament binding; calcium ion binding
Source: RefSeq, a predicted model, not a curated record
AUAUAUAAAGUUAUCGAGUUAUUGUUAUUGAUUACUAAAUAACAAAGUGUACACAAACAAAGCCGGCAAAAGCGCUGAAGCCGAAUAAUAACAAAAUAAGCAAUAAGCUGAGCUUUCAGCGUCGUGUAAAUACAAGUGGAGAGUGGGACCAGAUUUGUUGGGUUUAUAUAUUUUGUUAAGUGCAAAAAAGUCGUGCUUCGUGUGCCAAAACAUAGAUAGAGAGAAAGAGAUGAACACAAAAAUUGGAAAAUAAAUAGCGAAAUAGCAAAAUAGCAAUUAUCCAGCGCAGUAGCGUGUACAAGAAUUAACAACAAUAACAGCCAUAAAUAAAAGCCGCCGACGCCAACACAACCGCCAACGCCACCCAAAAGAAAGUGUCACUGCUGCCCCCAAGCCCAUCUUCAUCUCCUUCUUCUCCAGCAGGCAUACAAACCCACCACCAACACAACAACACAUAAGACGGCAUCGACGCGAUAUACGACGACGCAACGCAGCAAGCGCAGUUUUUCGCACAACAAAAACAAUAAGAGAGCGGCAAAACGGCGACAGCAACAGCGACCGCGACAGAGGCAGUGGCAGAGGCAACGCGACUGUAGCGAUAAAGUGAAAUUAACCAUAAUUUAUUUAAAUAAUAGCCAAUAUAACAAUUAAGAAAAAGCAACACCAACGAGAACAACACCGACCAGCAGCGCCACCAACAUCAAUAAUAAUAAUAAUAUCAACAACAACAAAAUGGCAACAUUAAACAAAUUUACAAAAACUUUGUCCAAUGAUGAAAAGGCCGAGAUAAAAGAGAAAUUUACAGAGCUGGACGCGAAUAAGGAUGGCUUCAUCGAUCUGAACGAGCUGAAGGAUGCCCUCAAUCAGGUGGGCUUCAAGCUGGCCGGCUACCAGGUGCGCGAGAUGAUUGACGAGUUCAAAGGCAAACAGCGCACCGCGCAUCAGGGCAAACUGAAUUUGGAUGAGUUCGAGACGCUCUGUCUGGACCUCAAGUCCAAGGAUGUGGCCAGCACGUUCAAAACGGUCGUCUCCAAGAAGGAGAACCUGGAGACGUUAGGCGGCAUGUCCAGCAUAUCGUCCGAGGGCACCACGCACUCGGUGCGCCUCGAGGAGCAGCUGGCCUUCUCCGACUGGAUCAACUCAAAUCUGGGCCACGACAAGGACCUGCAGCAUCUGCUGCCCAUCGAUGCGGAGGGCAAGCGCCUCUACCAGUCGAUCAAGGACGGCAUCUUGCUGUGCAAGAUCAUCAAUCACUCCUGCCCCGACACAAUCGACGAGCGCGCCAUCAACAAGAAGAGCCUCACCGUCUAUCGUGAGUUCGAGAAUCUGACGCUGGCGCUCGUCUCCUCGCAGGCCAUCGGCUGCAACAUUGUGAACAUUGAUGCCCACGAUCUGGCCAAGGGCAAGCCGCAUUUGGUGCUCGGCCUGCUCUGGCAGAUCAUACGCAUUGGCCUGUUCAGUCACAUCACGCUGGACAGCUGUCCCGGCCUGGCCGGUCUGCUCUUUGACAACGAGCGACUGGAGGAUCUGAUGAAAAUGUCGCCGGAGGCCAUAUUGCUGCGAUGGGUGAACCAUCACUUGGAGCGUGCCGGCAUCUCGCGUCGCUGCACCAACUUCCAGUCGGACAUAGUCGAUUCGGAGAUCUACUCGCAUCUGCUGAAGCAGAUCGCCGGCAACGAGGCCGACGUCAAUCUGGAUGCGCUGCGCGAAUCCGAUCUGCAGCAGCGCGCCGAGAUCAUGCUGCAGCAGGCGGCCAAGUUGAACUGCCGCAGCUUCCUCACGUCCCAGGACGUCGUCAAUGGUGUCUACAAGCUGAACUUGGCCUUCGUGGCCAAUCUGUUCAACAACCAUCCCGGCCUGGACAAGCCGGAGCAGAUCGAAGGUCUCGAGUCCAUUGAGGAAACGCGCGAGGAGAAGACCUAUCGCAACUGGAUGAACUCGAUGGGCGUGGCGCCGCAUGUCAAUUGGCUGUAUUCGGAUCUGGCCGAUGGCCUGGUCAUCUUCCAGCUGUUUGAUGUCAUCAAGCCAGGCAUUGUCAACUGGAGUCGCGUCCACAAGCGCUUCACGCCGCUGCGCAAGUUCAUGGAGAAGCUGGAGAACUGCAACUAUGCCGUUGAUCUGGGCAAACAGCUGAAGUUCUCGCUGGUUGGCAUUGCUGGACAGGAUCUGAACGAUGGCAAUGCCACGCUCACGCUGGCUCUGAUCUGGCAGCUGAUGCGCGCCUACACACUCUCCAUUCUGUCCCGGCUGGCCAACACGGGCAAUCCCAUAAUCGAGAAGGAGAUCGUGCAGUGGGUGAACACACGCCUCUCCGACGCCGGCAAGCAGUCGCAGUUGAGGAACUUCAACGAUCCAGCGAUCGCCGAUGGCAAGAUCGUGAUCGAUCUGAUCGAUGCCAUCAAGGAGGGCAGCAUCAACUAUGAGCUGGUGCGCACCAGCGGCACGCAGGAGGAUAACCUGGCCAACGCCAAGUAUGCCAUAUCCAUGGCGCGCAAGAUUGGCGCCCGUGUCUAUGCCCUGCCCGAGGACAUAACCGAGGUCAAGCCCAAGAUGGUGAUGACCGUCUUUGCCUGCAUGAUGGCGCUCGACUAUGUGCCCAACAUGGACAGCGUCGAUCAGAACAAUCACAACAAUAGCAACAACAGCAAUUGAAUUGCACAGCAGCAACACAACAACGGCAACAGCAGCAACUACUCAAUUAAAACUACAGAUAAACAACAACAACAACAACAAAAGGAGUAACAACAAAUUGUAGAAAACCAAACAAGGCAAUACGGCCGGACGCAUGUGUCUGCCGUAGUUAACUGAAACUAAUUUUCAAAUUUAGUGGCGCAACAACAACAACAACAACAACUAUCAACGACCUGCAAAUUGUUCUUGUAACGUUCUUUUAGAAUUUUUUUUAUUAUUAUUAUUAUUGUAUUAUUUUUUUGCUAUUGUAAUUAAGCGUAAAAAGUUAACAAACGAAAAAAAGGAGAGAAAACCC